Molecule: messenger RNA, 2505 nt
Organism: Radiomyces spectabilis
Lineage: Eukaryota; Fungi; Mucoromycota; Mucoromycetes; Mucorales; Radiomycetaceae
Product: Noc2p family-domain-containing protein
Exons: 9
Coding region: 275-2386 (703 amino acids)
Biological process (GO): ribosomal large subunit biogenesis
Cellular component (GO): nucleolus; Noc1p-Noc2p complex; Noc2p-Noc3p complex
Source: RefSeq, a predicted model, not a curated record
CUAAGCCAGCAAAGGAUUCACCGUCCAAUGCAAGUCACACGGAAUCUCCCCUCUUUUUUUUUGUGCAGCAAGCAUUUUUUUUCGACAAAGCAUAAUCCCGUUAUUGCAGCUUAAAGCCUAUUUAUCGAAUUACUUGCCAUGGCGAAAGCACAAAAAUCAAACAAGACGGCGUUGAAGAAAAAGACGGACCAAAAGCCCAAGAAUGAUAAACCUGCCAAGGUGAUCAAAGGAACAGAAAAGCCUGGCAAAAAGGGCAAAGCAGCUGCAAAGAAGGAUGCUUCCAAGGAUAAAGCCUUCCAUGUCCGUUGAAGAUUUCUUUAGUGGCGGUUUCGAGAAUCUCUCUUCGGACGAGGAGACCCAAGACAUUGUCAUGGAGGAAUCGGCCGGUUCAGACGAUGACAUGAAGAAAAAGACCGUGAACAAAAAGGAGAAAAAAAAGACGGCCAAAUCAAAGAAAUCAAAAAAGCUCACGCAACCCGAGAAAAUGGAAACCGACAGUGACGAAGAAUUGGAUGAUGUCGAGGUGCCUCUGAACGAGGAGGAAGAGGACGAUAUGCUUGCUGGUCUGGAUGUGGAGGAAACCAAGGACUCUGACGUUGAAUUGGAAGACAGUGAUAACGAUGAGGAGGAAAAGGAGGAAGAGGAAGACCAAGACAGCAGCGAGGACGACGACGCUGAGGCUGGUGAUGACAAGCAAAAGUUGAAAAAAGAUGCCGCCAGACAUAAAAAGGAAUUGGAGAUGCUCAAGGAACGCGAUCCCGAGUUUUUCAAAUUUCUCGAAAAGGAGGAUGGCGAUUUGCUGGAUUUUGAUCUUUCGGAAGACGAAGACGUGGAAGGCAAUGAGGACGAAGCACUGGAGGGAGAUGAAAAUCAAGAAGGCUUGGAAGCAUUUGAUAGUGACGAGGAAAGUGACGUGUCCGAGGCGGAAGAAGAGCGAACGUCUGGCGAACUGCCUGUGGUCACGAUGGCCAUGGUCAACGAAUGGAUCAAGGAAGUGGAGCAAAGCAACAAUUUGCGCGUCAUGAAGAAGCUGUUUGCUGCCUUCAAGUCGGCAGCGAGAAUGUCGGAUGAGGAACAGGAAGAAACCGCCAACUAUGCAUGCAAGAUUGUUGACCCAAAUGUCUUUAGCCGAGUCAUUACGGCGACACUCCGUUUAGCCCCUGUGGUGUUUGAGCACAAUUUAAAGGGAAAGAAGGAGAAUACGGUGCCGAUGCAGUCGUCUCGAUGGAUCUAUAUAAAGUCGACGGUCAAAUCAUAUCUGAACAACGUGCUUCACCUGUUGAAGAAUUUGACCGACAGCAACAUGUUAUGUUUGGCGAUUCGAGAAGCCGAAAAAUGCACACAGUAUUGGGCGUGUUUCCCUCGGUCCGCCAAGGAGUACAUCAAGGUGAUGCUCAAUUUAUGGUCCAGCUUCACUUCCUCGGAUACCGUGCGUAUUCAGAGUUUCCUUGCCAUUCGAUCUUUGGCACUCGUGCCCGUUCGCGUGCAGAAAAAUUCAUCGGAAACCUAUUUGGAUAUCUGUCUCAAGAAUACUUAUCUGACGUUUGUACGAAACUGCAAAACCACCAAUGCCCACACCCUGCCGGCAAUCAACUUGAUGCGAAAUUUGGCCGUGGAAUUAUUUGGCAUCAACCAGCAACUCAGUUACCAGCAAGCUUUUGUAUAUAUCCGACAAUUGGCUAUCCAUUUACGUGGAGCCAUGCAGCUCAAAACAUCGGCGAGUUAUCAAUCUGUUUACAAUUGGCAGUAUAUUCACUGCAUCGAUUUUUGGGCCAAUGUAUUGGCCAGACACUGCCAAGUCAUUGAUGGACAAGAAGAGUCUGCUUUACAGCCGCUUAUCUACCCUUUGGUUCAAGUCGCCUUGGGUACUGUAAGACUUAUUCCUACUGCCCAAUACUAUCCUGUUCGAUUCCAUAUUCUGCGCUCCCUGAUUCCGUUGGCUUCAUCCGCGGGUGCGUUUAUUCCGUUGGCACCUUACAUUCUUGAAGUAUUUGAGAGUGCCGAAGUAAAGAACAAGGCGAAACCAUCGACGCAGAAGCCUUUGGAGUGGAACGUUUACAUCAAAGCACCGAAACAGUACUUGCAUGGUUUGGUUUAUCAGACGGGUAUUUUGGAACAAGUGGACGAAUGUCUCAAUGCUUAUUUCAAAGCAUGUCAACAUCACAUUGCAUUCCCUGAAACUGUUAUUCCUGCUAUUGUCACGAUCAAGCGAUUUGUGAAACGAACAAAGAACAUCAAGGCGGCAAAGAAGUUGCAUCAUACCGCCCAAAAGCUGGAAGCCAAAUCCAAAUUCAUCUUACUGCAGCGAUCCAAGAUCGAUUUUGCCCCAGUAGACGACGCCAAAGUGACGCAUUUCAUGGCCGAUAUGAAACAGAAACUGCAAUAAAUAGAUCCUACAUCAUGUGAAUAUCAUCCAUCAUCAUGGUUUACCACAAUCAUAGAGCUAUAAUACUACAUGUAAAAAAAUUAUAAAUAUAGCGCAAUGCAUUUCAUUGAACUUCUUCA